GUAGUGAUGCUGAUGCCAAUUAUGGUCCAAAUCAGAGUCCCACAGUACUCGAUCUUUAAGAAAAUGGCAAUAUUGAUCUUUAGCAUAAUUCAGGAAGGAAUGAUCAAGAUCAUCCAAAUUAGCAUAUGGAAGAUAUGUGCUUCGUUGAAAUUAACUAACUAAUCUGAAAAAAGAUUUUUUAGUCCUUCAAUUAACAAAGCUCGGUUGUACAAUUGGCAUGAAAUAAAAUGAAGAUAAAUCAAACGUUAGUAAGCCCUUUUGCCUGUAUACGGAUGCCAACUUAUUAGUUGACAUAGGAUAUAUGUAGCUUCUCGUUUGUCUUGAAUUAUUAGCUCAAACCCAAUUAAGUGGGGAAAGUAAGAAGCAACAACUCCUCUUCCGACUUUCCGAGACCCUAACAAAUCAACUAAACUCAAUAUUAAUCAACACUUCUGAAAGCUCACCAUAAAAAAGCUACAAAAUAUUUAUAAUAUAUCACUGCUUAAUUACAAAGCACUAUAUAAAGACUCGACCAUCUCCCAUUAGUUUCCCAUCACAAGUACAAAACAUUUCAGUACACAAACAACAAACUUCUUUCUUUAAAUCCCAAUUGCAAGAGAGAAUUAAUGGCGAAAGAGUCCACCACCAUCGACAUCGGCGAGCCCAGCACCGUGACCAAAAGUUCAAGUCAUGUCGCAGUGGACGAGAAGAAGAAGGGAUUUGUGGCAGCAGCCGCAGGGGGUGGCUACAAGAGAGGUUUGACCAUAUUCGAUUUCCUCCUCCGUUUGGCGGCCAUAGGAAUCACCAUCGGGGCUUCCUCAGUCAUGUUUACCGCAGAGGAGACUCUUCCCUUCUUUACUCAGUUCUUACAGUUCCAAGCCGGCUACGAUGACUUUCCCACAUUUCAGUUCUUUGUGAUAUCCAUCGCCAUAGUCGCCAGCUAUCUCGUCCUUUCACUUCCCUUCUCCAUCGUAUCUAUUGUCCGUCCACUUGCGGUUGUACCCCGGCUCAUCCUCCUCAUCUCCGACACAGUGGUCCUGACGCUUACCACAGCAGCAGCGGCUGCUGCUGCCGCAAUUGUCUACCUUGCACAUAACGGCAACGCAAACACCAAUUGGCUCCCCAUUUGUCAGCAGUUUGGAGACUUCUGCCAGGCCACGAGUACUGCUGUUGUAGCCGCCUCUAUCUCGGUUGUCUUCUUCGUCCUUCUCAUCGUCAUCUCAGCCAUUGCCCUAAAAAGGCAUUGAUUUCAUAUUUCCCGAGUGUGAAGAUCGAAAGGGAUCUAGGUUAUUUCAUGUAUAUGUUUGUGGCGUGUGAUUUGUGUAACAUGAGAUAUUAAGUAUAUGUGGUAUCAUUAUGGUGUGGAAGUGUAACAAGAGUUCAUAUGUUUGAAGGAAAAUUGUCUUGGUUCAGCCUGAAAUCUUCCGAUGUGUAUAAGUAAGUAAAAAGGUUCUCG
Molecule: messenger RNA, 1435 nt
Organism: Brassica napus (rape)
Lineage: Eukaryota; Viridiplantae; Streptophyta; Magnoliopsida; Brassicales; Brassicaceae
Product: casparian strip membrane protein 1-like
Exons: 3
Coding region: 606-1226 (206 amino acids)
Source: RefSeq, a predicted model, not a curated record